Messenger RNA from Gadus chalcogrammus (walleye pollock), 8767 nucleotides. It is a transcript of the gene plekha6, whose product is annotated as pleckstrin homology domain containing, family A member 6. Lineage: Eukaryota; Metazoa; Chordata; Actinopteri; Gadiformes; Gadidae. The coding region runs from base 1967 to 4978 and encodes 1003 amino acids. The transcript is spliced from 20 exons. The record is from RefSeq and is a predicted model, not a curated record.
ACGGGCGGAGGGCGGAGUGUAGUAGAGCGUGGGCUCAAAGCGAGACACGCCCAGCACACCAAAGGAGAUUGCUCAUGUUUUCCAAAUGUUUCCAUCGAUCAUUAUAUCUUUUUGCCUGCCUGUCCCUGGUGUGUGCCCGGCCGGGAACAUGCCCUGGACUUUGCCCUCUCUUGCACACUCACCACGGAUGUGUUUGGUAGAAAUCAGGACAGCAGGGCAUAGGGAGGCUGGAUGUGUGUCUGGUCACAUCGAGAGCCAUAGGGAGAGAGCGGGGAUGGAGGGAACGUCGACGACUGGAGGUAGUUGGAAGGUAGAGGAAACUGAAGCAGCUUCUCCAAAGAGCCAGGUAGGAGAUGAGAUGUCAGUGGCGAUGUGGUUCACAGUCUUACAUAAAGCGGGGCGAGGGCCCGUCCCUCCAUCCUCAGCCACAGGCUCACAUCAGUAAUGAGAACAUUCAGCCUGAUCUUGUAUUACCAGCUAUCACUCGUCCUCGUUUCUCUGACACUAUUUCUGUAGCUCUGGUGUGGACAUCAAAGCUAGUAGCCUUGAGAUCGGACACAUUUACCCGAAGACACGUUUCAUCUUCUAUAUCGACCUAAAAUCCUGCCUGUUCGCAGGGCAAACAACUGAAACAGUUUUUUUUAUAUUCAGUCGCAGAUGGUUCAGGAAGGGUUUUGGCCAUACAAGGGGGGUUAUAUCCUGGCAUGAGCUAAAAGACUGAUAGACUGGUCUGCCAGGUCAAGGAACUGGAUUUAGGACAGAAUUGACAUGUACCACAUUCAGCACCUCGCUGAAAUCCUCCAAAUUGUAGGCUUUAUUGCAAAACAAUAUCAUUGGUAUAGCUUGCAUGGAACCACCUGUGCUGUAAAUGUGGACCCUCAAGUGUGCGUAGUCAUCACAUCGAGUAUGUCAGAAGAGAGGAAGAUGUGGAACCUCAAAAUAGCGCCAGGUGUCGUGCAUGUAAACCUACGUGUAAACCUACGAUGGUGUAAGAUAUUUGGAAAUACGCAUGAUGAUUUCAAGAAGCACAGUUGAUGAAAAAUGUCCAUCAUCAACCUGCUAUUAAGUUUGGUCCAGUGAACAUAUAAACAUAUAAAAAUGGGCAAUCAUCUCUUCAUUGAAUCAGUCCACUUUUGAAUGAUGUUAAUAUUAAUCUGUUAAUUCCAUCUCUCACUGUUAACUUUGUUGAUAUUAACAUUAGCAAAAACAAAAUGUGUAGAUAUUACCAUUAAUAAUAGCAAUAUGUGUCAGGAAUAGCUGCGAUCAAUGAUCGGUGAAUCCUGAGAAUACUUCACUGAGGAUAGAACCUAAUAACAUCAAUAACAAACACAUCAUAAUUCCAAAUGAACACUAAAACACUUUUAACGGGGAAUGGACUGCUGGUAUGCUGGGUGACGUCAAUCCUUAUCGUUUGCUUUGGUCUUGGAUGCGGGAGCAGAGCCGUGUUGACGUGGGACGGACCCUGUCAGACAGGUCUGCUGGUGUGUGGCGCUGAAGACAGGGUGUCCGUGUCUACCAUGAGCUCUACAUGUGUAGCUCAAGAUAAUUGCCCGUCUCUGUCUGCUGCUGCACCACCAGCCCCUUAGGGAACAAAGAGGUGUGGCCCUGGACAGGCUGCGUCCCACUAGUCGUGUUCCUGCACGCUGUGUGUGUGUGUGUGUGUGUGUGUGUGUGUGUGUGUGUGUGUGUGUGUGUGUGUGUGUGUGUGUGUGUGUGUGUGUGUGUGUGUGUGUGUGUGUGUGUGUGUGUGUGUGUGUGUUUUAAAGUCUAGCUCAUGAUUCCUGUCUGCCCUGCCUACCUCCAUGUGGGACACCUGUUUGAAGUGACCAAUAGGAGAGUGAGAGGCGUUACCCGACAGGCUCAGUAACGUACGGCAGGUCAGCCAGGCACGGCAGCUAGACGUCGGUUAAGAGUUCACAACAUCCAAUCUACUUGGCUGAGGACCUCAGGGAUUUAGUGAUGAUGCAUGGUGUGGCAGGUCCGGGCCGAGGGAGACGAGGAGGGGGAUCGGGACGAAGGGGCUUCUAAGGUUCCCCUUGUGUUCUGCGUCCAGGCCGAGCACGCCGGCACCCGCACCUACUACUUCAGCGCAGACAGCCCCCAGGAGCAGGAGGAGUGGAUCAGGGCCAUGGGGGAUGCAGCCCAGGUCGCCGCCCCGCCAGCACAGAGACCCAGCCCUGAGAGCAGCCCCCCGGCCACAGAGCCCCCCCGCCCGGUCCCCACAGCUCCAGAGACCCGGCCGGAGCACCCGCCCCAGACGCUGCACCCGCCCCACCGGGACGCCCAGCUCCCCCCGCACCCCAAGGUGAACGGGACGGCGGCGGCAGGGACCCCCUCCCCCUCCACGCCCCGCCCCGACAGGGAGGGGAGGGCGAGCGACGCCAGGAGAGAGGGGGGGGGCAGAGCAGAGGUGCAGGGAGGCGGGGAGGACGACUGCGGCCCCGCCGGGGGCCGGAGUCCCGGCGCCCUCCCGGCGCACCUCGCUCGUCCCGGCCAGCAGUCCAACGGCUGGUCCCACGAGGGCCCCCCCCCGCCCAACGGCCCGGCCCGCCCACAAGUCUCCAGGCAGCCUGCGCCGAGAGCGCCGGGCGACCCCUGGCGGCCCCCGCAGGGCCCCGGCGGGGACGGGGCCGGUGGGCCUCCGGACCCCCGGGAGCUGCAGGAGAGCUCUGUGCUGAGGAGGGGCUGCUUGGCCCGGACCGACCCGGAGCGGCUCGCCCAGAGGAAGAGCUCCAUGACGCAGCUGCAGAGAUGGGUCAACCAGCGCCGCGGCCCGGCCUAUGAGGAGCUCAGCAGCCCCACCCGCUACUACACGGUGAACCGGGGCGUGUCCGCCGAUGUCUACGGGGUCUACGGGGGGCCCCCGCAGUACGGGGACGAGUACCCACCCCUCUACCCGCCGGGGGCCCGGCCCGAGAGCAUCUGCUCCGGGGUGUCCGGGGUGGGCGGUGGCUACGACCGGCGCUGGACCCCCGAGGAGAGGCGGCGGUCCCUGAGGGACGGCCCCCAGGCCGCGCACUACGGGCCCCCCCUGGCCCGGGACCCCUGGGGUCCUCAGUACUACGGCGGGGGGGAUCCCCUGGACCCCAUGGGGGCCGCCAUGAAGCGCCUCUCCAUCCAGCCGCGGUCCCGCUCGGUGCCCAGGUCGCCCUCCUCGUCGUGCGGGGGCCCCUACUCGCCGGGGCCCCACAGCUUCGUGUCCCCGGCGCGGUCGCCCUCCACGUGCUACAACCCCGGGACCCCCAGGAGGUUGAGGGAGGAAGCCCUCUACGCAGACCCCUCCGUGUACCGGCUCAGGAGGUCCCUCAGCUCCCCAAAGUAUGACUACCCUGGUGACAGGAGGUCCCUAAACCAAGGAUUAUACUACUACAACAACUACCCUCCAUCCCCCUCUAUCCACAGCAAAAUGGAGGAAAUGCUAGAGCUGCAGCUCCAGAGGAACCUGGAGUAUCUAGACCAGCAGGGGCAUCCCUUCCAUGACGUGUACAGCAGGGAGCUUCACCCCACCCUCAAGCUCAACGAGAUCGAAACCAGUAAACUUUUGGGCCGUCUUUGUGAGCAAAACAGAAUUCUGAAAGACCAAGAGGCUGUGGUCCACAGACUACGAAUGGAGAAGGACACCCUGGAGGGGGCGCUAGUGGCCACCCACCAGGAGAUGGAGCUAUACCACAGCCAGCCACUGAUCAUGGACAACCUGCAGUACAAGAAAGAGUCCCUGCAGAACCAGCUGAUCAACAUCAGAGGAGAGCUGUCCCAGGCCUCCAGCUCGUUGACCACUCUACGCAUGGAGUUUGAAGCCUUGGAGGACGAGGCUAACGCCAUCCACGGGGACCUCUGGGAGCAGCUGAAUGCAGGAGGCCAGAGUGAACUGGUUCACAGGCACAUCCAGAAGGAGUUCUGGAGGGUACAGGAUGUGUUGGAGGGACUGCACAAGAGUAAUUCAUCGAGAGGCACAGACACAUCCAAGCACAGAGCUGCCAGCGGCGUUUCCGGUUCCUAUAGCACCACUAGUCCGGCCAGUCCCAUGAGCUCAGUAGGCCUCACCAGCCCUCUCAGUCCCUUCUCCCCGCUGCCGGCCUCCCAGCCGUCCCCCACCAAACCCCCGGGCCCCGAGCCCAAAUAUGGUGAGCGGAGCAGUAAGAAAGAUGUCCAGGAUCAAAACGAGGAACAGGAGAGACAGGCUGGCAUGAAUAAAGUAGGCAUCGUUCCUCCCAGGAGCAGGUCACCCACCGACGAGGCCCAGAACGUCGACGGGGUCUUCCGGCGACAUCGGAAAGCAUCCAACGGGAUCUCAAGGGAGCGACCGAAGAGCGCCGUGUUCCCCACGGAGAUCAGGUCCAAGAUGAGUGCGGAGGAGCAGAUGGAGCGGCUCCGUCGGAACCAGAGCAGCUCUGUGAGGGACAAGAGGCGCAGCCUGAACCUGGCCGGGCAGACCGCAGGCAGCUACAGGGUGGUGCGGCGGAGGCUGACGGCCCAUGAGGUGGACAUCAAGGACCUCGAGGCGGCUGUGCGCGGUGAGGGUCUGGAGUCGCCCCGCGAGGAGAUCGCCCGUCUGCGGCGCGUGCGGCUGGAGCCAGACCACUACGAACUGGACCACAGCAGGGAGCUGCUGGCUCCGGACAAGGUGCUGAUCCCUGAGCGCUACCUGGACCUGGAGGUCAGCGCCCCGCUCAGCCCCGAGGAGCAGAGGGAGAAGCAGAAGAAGGUGGAGAGGAUCAAGACUCUCAUCGCCAAAUCCAGCCUCCAGAACGUGGUCCCCCUGCUGGACGGUCCCACGGAGGGGGGCCACUCGGAGAAGCACCUCCAGGAGCAGGAGAAACGCAUCGAAAUCUCAUGUGCCCUGGCGGCCGAGGCCUCACGCCGCAGCCGCCUGCUGUCCGCCCAGUGCGUCCCGAGCCCCCCCACCUCCCCCACACGCCUGGCCCCUCCCCCGUCUUCUGCUGACCUCCCCGCCUCCGCCCACAUCAUGAGCGUAUGAGCCCCACCGAGCUCUGUCGCUGGCUGCCGUCAGGUUUGAGCGAGAAUCUUUCUGAGGAUUUGGGACACGUGGAAGAGGACCAGGGAACCAUGGAUUUAUUUCUUCAUCAUGUUGUUUGAGGAGGUGCUUCUGAACGGCUUUGGCCUCUUCGAACCCAAGAGGCCAAAGCCAGCUGGAAGGCCUGUGCCUCUCAGACUCCCCCAUGCGGGGGACACACAUGUUAGUUUCACACCCAAACGGCCCAGAAAAGAGGAACGUCUCCUACAUAGUUACCACUAAUUAUAUUUUAUUGAUUGACCAUUGAUUGAAAACUAAAGAUAUACAUGAAUUAAUGAAUUCAUAAAUCAAAUAUGCAGACAUUUGAAAAACGUGUAGAAGGAGUCAGAAAAGCAGAGGUUUAUCUAAAGACCUCUGGUCUUCAUGUAUCUCCUUUCAGCUGAAAGGUCCUCAAAAGGGUCACUUUGUACUUUGUGAGACUGGGUUUUCUAAGACAGAGAUAGCGCACUAGCAGGCUUACAGGGCAUUGACCCGAGUUGGGUCCACAAGGAUCCCUGUUGUCGACCCCUGGAGAUUUUUAUAAUGGUUCUACAUGACAGUGCCCACACUCAGAUUUUUUUAAAGGACAGAGAGCUUAUUUUGAACGCACUAUGAAGCCUAACUUAAACCUGACCCCCGACCCUUUUAAGCAAAUGUCUUUUACACAAAACCUUUGUUAGCCUUUUUAUAUUUGCCUGAAGGAGCACCACCACCUCAAUGGGAACCACUGUGUCUAGCGCCUGGAAUACAUGUUUAUUUUUUAUCUUUAAAUUAGUUUAAUUAUAUCCCUCAUCACUUGUUAAAGUUCUGUGGACAUACAUUCAUAAUCUUCAUAUUAAAAUGUGACCACUGCUAGAGGAAAUAGAAGUGACCUUAGAAAUGUAAGUCUGCACAUUGGGACAUAUGUGCACGGCUAGGCCAGCAGAUUACAAUACCUUCAUGUCAUAGUUUUAUCUGAGAGUUAUCAUAUCAUAUAAUGUAGUGCCAUAUAAUUCCUGUAUAUUUUGAUAAAGAAUAGAUUUUAAUCAGAUUGAUAUUAUGUUGACACACAGAUCACAGAACAUGCAUUUCAUCUUGAUUUGGAGAACCUCUAAGAACAAUAUGUUUAUUGAGUAACAAAUGCCACUCAAGUUACCAGUCAAAAAUACAUACACAACCAACCCCCCCAAACCCCUAUAAACCUACCAGCCAUUGUCUUUGACAGUGAGGCAGUGGAGAGUUGAUGGAAGUGUACCACAGUGCAGUGGGGUCGGUGUAGUGCUCCUCCGAGGCGUCCUGAGACCUUUGUGGUGUGUUGUUGCAACUCUUCAAUUAAGAGAUCCAAGGGCGUCCCAGACGGUGGGAUGCUCUAGACUGCCAAAAUCAGCACAUAUUUGAAAUGCCGAGGGGAACCCAUGGCUUGAAUAAUGUCUUUGGCUCUUCCUUCUCCUCCCCGCUGCUUCUCUCUGGCCGUCUGCAGCCUUCUGCUUUCAUCAACCGACCACACGGCCCACGUUGAAGAGGACUUUGUAGGGAAAAGACUCUGAAUCAGAUAUCUAAAUCCAACAAAAGGGAAUUAGUUUUGUCAGUCAGCGGUAUGUGUUGAGAGAAGAUUUCUAUUUUUUUCUUGUCAUAUGAGAAAUGGAUUAAUGUCACUAAAAGAGGCAGUGCAUUAUUUGUUUUAGAUGUAGACAUAUUUAAUGUCACCUUUAAGGUUUCAGCUGACAGAAUCGAAUUUUACACACAAUUCAACAAUGUUUAGCAUUUUCACAACUAAAGGGGAGAAAUUAAUAUUGAUGAGAUAUAUUUUUUUAAUUUAUUGGUUUUGAACAUUGUCUUGUAACAUGAAAAUAUUGGUAUUUUUGGAGUAAUUGGAUUAGAUGCAUUACGAAAUGCGAAUUGGACUAGUACGUUUUGGAUAUUUGAUAUAUAAGGUAGCAUUUAUGGCUGAUGAAAAAUGAAACUGUAUUGGUCAAUAAUAUUUCCCAUUCCAACCACCUUCAUCUUGAUAUCAUUUAACCAUUGCUACACAGAACUGCUUGAACUAUGCAAACGUUAAAAAUGAGUCUGCUUGUUUAAGAAAUAUCUUGCAAUAAAGUGAAUGUAUACAAAGUGUUUCUCUAGAAGCUUUCGGGUCCCCACAGUAUUUCAUUUAUAAUAAUACAUGUCUUGCUGUCUGGAAUGAUUAUCUUGCUGUUAUUUUAUUGAUCAUGAUUAUCACUGCCAAAAAUAUUGCUACUACUGAAGUUAAUUGCUCAGCAAAUCUUUCUCAAUAGCUUUCUUUGUUUAUAUACCUUGAAUGUGUUCCAUCAAACCUAAUGUAUAUCUGAAUAAUAAAGUCAAAUAAAAACACAUCAAAAGGCAGACUUUUUCACUUGAGAUACCAAAACUUAAAACACAAUUAAAGUAUAGUUAUUAUGGUCAAUAUCAUUAUUUGGCUUUCUUGAUAGAUUUUCAUGUUGGAAAGGUUUUGAGAAAGUCCAACGUAGAUAGAAUGUUCAAGGAUGGAAUUACUUUAUGAAAUUUGGCAGAAUAAAUCCUGGGUUACUUGGUAAGGUGUGUAGCAUUAUGGAUGUGCAUUAUGCAGGUAGCUGGUUUUGAGGCAACCCCGAGUUUGUUCGCUCUGAGUUAGUGGAAACUCUGGGUUUUCCGUUUCAGGUAGCAGGUUCAGCGCAACCGAGAGUUAGUUGCUGCGGCAACAUACGCCGUGGGUCUAACCUGCUCGGGAGGUGGUUAGACCUACUCUGAGUUUGUUGUCUAUAAGGCUGAAGGCAGAGCAAGGUACGUUUUAUUACUCUGUUUUCUGGGAAUAAUUGACGCAAGCAGAAACCAGAAAACAAGCCGUUUUUUCGUUUUUUCGUUUUGACAAGAAAACGAAAAUCUAAAUUUCAGUUCGUUUAUUCGUUUUUUGGUUCUUACUGAGCGAAACGAAUUUACCACUCAAUAUCUGGUUUCCGCCGGUGGGCGGGUCCUCUUAUUGGCUAGCGUGCUUCAUUGCCCUGUGCUCUUCAUAAUAAAAGUUCUUCCGUUUGAUAAUGUCGACAAAAAUAUUACUGUAUUAUAGACACUAGCAGACACAGAGGACAACACCACCCACAGUCAAGACUGACACGGCUUCAUAUAACAAUAAUAGUAUUCAUAAUCAUUUGAAAAUGAGAAUUUAUGAAGUUAUGAUAACUUCAGUGCAGUUGAUGUUUAGCCACAGUUAAUAAAUGCAGAGCAGACCUGAGAUCGCUGGCUGCUGAUUUCCUCACAGCCUGAGAGCUAUGAGGAAUAGGCCUACUGGGAACAUCACCGCUUGGUAUGGGAACACCACCAUGCAGGACCGUAAGGCUCUGCAGAGAGUGGUGCGUUCAGCUGAGCGUACCUUAGGUCCAUGGGGUCCAAAUCUAGGAUUUAUUUAUAUCAAGCGGUGCAAGGGCAGGACCACCAACAUACUGAAAGACCCCAGCCAUCCAGGCUACCGACUAUUCUCUCUGCUCCGCUCAGGGAGCAGAUGCCACUCACUGGCGGCAAAGACUGAGACUCAGGAAGUGUUUUUACCCCCAAGCUGUCAGGUACCUAAAUGGUACUGAUUAAGCCCUUUAUAGCAACUGCACUUAUAUAUUUAUUUAAGUAACCCCCUUUUUUUUAUUCCUAUGUGCAAUAACCCUCUUACAUCUUGAAUGCAUUUACUGUUUUGUUAUGUUUGUUAUGUGACUAUUUAGCAUGGAGCCGACUGAGAACAUUUCACUGCAAUGUAUUGUGUAUGUGACGAAUAAAAUCUGAAUCUGA